Messenger RNA from Linum tenue, 314 nucleotides. Lineage: Eukaryota; Viridiplantae; Streptophyta; Magnoliopsida; Malpighiales; Linaceae. The record is from the annotation of a GenBank genome assembly.
CUCUUAUGUGCACUCAAAGUUGGCUAUUGAACCAUAUUGAUGAGAAAGGUAAUUUCAUACUACUUAUUAGAAGUUCUCUUAAUAUCGUUACUAUUGUUUCCAUUCAUUUCAAUAAAUGUUUUCUAUUUUGUAGAGGAUCUUUCUGAACUACCUUCAGACAGUUUGGCUACUGUUAAUGAAGACGAGGAUCCGGCUUUGAUUGGAGCCUUAUCUGGUCUUGCACUUGAUUCAGAUGAUGAUUCUGAAGAUGAAUGAUGUCCAAAUUUGUCUUGAGUUUAAAGUAUGGAGAAAUGAAGAAGGGAUUUAUGUAAUGC